GUCGAUACCGCCAAUUCAUAAUGUUCGGUCUCUUUGUCUUAUGACCAAUUUCUAGCUGGUUUGUUUGGGUGAAUAUUUCCUCCUCCCGAGUCCCAACUGUCCAAGACGAACGUAAACGUCUCAAGACUCUCAAGAUGGGAUUCAACCAACUUAGAAGUAUACCAUGGCUUGCAUGGCUCGCGCUUCUGGCAUCAGGAGCCCUGGGACAGCGUGUUGUAGACGUCACAGAUAUGAAGAUAUUCUCAAGCCUGGCACCAUGCGCAGCAUCCGCCAUCUCACUUCAUAUCAUGUCCCAGACGAGCUCCAACUGUCCCCAGGCUGUGACGGAGCUCCAAGAAUGUGUCUGCACCAAAACCAGUCAGCUCGCCGCCAUUUCCUCGGCCAUGUCGCUUUCGGUCAGCGAUAACUGCGGUUCGACCGCCAGCGACGACCAAACCUCGGCGGCAACCGUCUUAUCGGCGUAUUGCGCACAAAAGACCCCUUCCGCAAUGCCGACUCUGCAAGCCCCGGAGUUUCAAGUGUCACAGUAUAUAACAGACUUUGUAGAGUUUGAACAACUUGCUCCCUGUGCCAGUAGUGCGCUUUCAUAUGCUGUGCAGAGCAUGACCAACACAUACUGUCCACGCAAUGCAGUGGGCCUGGCCGCGUGCGCCUGUCAAAGAAAUCAAAACUCUCAGUCCAUCAGCCGGGUCAUCGACUCUUCUGUUAGAUAUAGCUGCGCAUCCCACUCGGCAGACAUGACGUCGGCGCAGGAAAUGUUCUCGGCAUACUGCAAAAUAGCCGACUCGGGAACUACGGCUUUUCCUUCCCCGUCGCCUCCCCCUGGAGAUAUGACUUAUUUCGUUACUGCUCUUCCUCAGUUCAAAUCUCUGGCUUCUUGCCCACAAUAUGUGGUCUCAUCCGCUAUUUCAUCACAAAUCAGCCAGUACUGCCCACGAGGCGUGCAAGCCUUGGCCUCUUGCGUCUGCAUCAAGGAGAGCAUGUCGCCGUCAGUCUCUAGCAGCAUCUCGUCUAAUGUCAAGUUUUCCUGCUCCCAGGAGCUCACUUCUGCCCUGUCGGUUUUUGACUACUACUGCAGUGCUGCAAGGGGAGAGGUUAAACCAACGGGCAUCUCAGAAUCAAUCGCACAAUCGUACCCUCCGGCACAGACGGGAAGCAACAGCCAGCAACCUGGACCGGGUCAGUCAGGGGCAGCAGGACAGGACGGCUCGCAGAGCAGUGGUAGCGGGCCCAGCACAGGUGUCAUAGCCGGCGCGGUGGUUGGCGGCGUGGUUCUGCUAAUGUUGAUUGGAGUCGCGGUUUUCUUCCUGAUGCGCCGAGCACGGCUCAACAGUCCGUCAGCAUCGAGGCCUUAUGGACGGGCAAGCUCACCCGAACACCAUUACAAGGCAGAAAUGGACGCUGCCGGUACGCAGAUUAACCAAAUUCCGCCGGCACAGAGCCCAGCAGUCAAUGAACAGAAGCAAGAAUUGCCUGUUACUAGCGACAUCGUCUCACCUCUGUCAGCAGCGCCUGUCACCUCUGAGCUGCACGGAACUGAUAGCCCGGUUUCUCCUCAGACUGCAGGGUAUGGGACAUAUGGUGUCCAAGACCAGCAUCUCCAGAUGCAACGGUCGGAGUUGCAAGGAGGUCAGCCGCAUACUGGAGUUUCCAACCAAACCGGCUCUAAUGUUCAGGACGGGACGCCUACAAACAUGAAUUGGAGUUCUGGACCAAUUCCUGAAUAUUCGGAGCUCGAUGGAACAAGUAAUGCAAGAGGUCAGCCAGGCGAUUUAAGGAGAUGGAAAUGCCGGGAUAGCAGUUUCUGGAGACACUUGCACCAAAUCGACGCCGACGCCCUGCGCCGCUACUGGCCCCAGGUCAUCGCCGACGCGCGCCGCAUCGUGGAGGCGUCUGGCGUCGACCUGCAACUCUCAGCCGACGAGGAUUCGGCGCCCGUCAUCGACGAGGAGCGCGGCAUCCGAUUCAACUGGCGCCCGAGCGAAGACGGGAAAGCAGGCGCCACGUUUGCGCAGCGGGGGCCGGCCGAGGACUUUGUGCUUUCGCUCGAGGAGGGCGCAAUGAGACCGUGGACCGAGACUAACAAGUAUCCGUACGACAAGGUGGUCACGGCGGUGCUUUUGAGGACGUGGCAGAUUGCUGGUAAUGACUGUAUCCGUUUGGACUCCGAUAGCCAGUGGCUACCGGUGUUUAUCCAAGACUGGUCUCAGGAGAUGCAUCGACUGAAAUCACCGAUGAACAUGAACGAUUGGGCAGAGGCAAUCAUUCUCAUUCACCAGCUCUGGCCAGAGCAGAGGAUCGAAUGCCCCUGGAGAAGAUGAUUGCAAACGCAGGAUUGACUUUUUAAGCCAAGUGAACGACACAAAAGAAGCAUUCCCUUCACAACCAAGCUUAAAAGCCUUAAUAAGAGAUCCUAUUCGCUAGCUUAACCGGUACCACGUUGUAUCUUGUCCAACAACCCCCCUGCUGUUGAAGAAUACUACUUCCCCCGCACUCUUGGGCCCCUGGAAAUGACCUCAUUGCCACCGACUACAGGGCGGAGAAGCUGUCGCUAUGCAUGGCCAUGGAAAUUUCAAAGAACGGAGAAAAUACCUGCGCGCGGGGUGCAUGAAAAGGUCUUUUUCGGGUCAAUGUGGACCGGAUAUUUCUGAGAUGCGGCUAAAGAGUCAAGCCAAGACAAAGCCUUCAGUCUUUUAUAAGGAAGCGAGACUAGUUCGGGACCCUGUUGUACAAUGUAGCAG
Messenger RNA from Pyricularia grisea, 2741 nucleotides. RefSeq lists its product as uncharacterized. The coding region runs from base 135 to 2321 and encodes 728 amino acids. The record is from RefSeq and is a predicted model, not a curated record. The transcript has 9 exons. NCBI's taxonomy places the organism in Eukaryota, Fungi, Ascomycota, Sordariomycetes, Magnaporthales, Pyriculariaceae.